Molecule: messenger RNA, 3342 nt
Organism: Brassica napus (rape)
Lineage: Eukaryota; Viridiplantae; Streptophyta; Magnoliopsida; Brassicales; Brassicaceae
Exons: 2
Coding region: 93-1643 (516 amino acids)
Molecular function (GO): nucleic acid binding; zinc ion binding
Source: RefSeq, a predicted model, not a curated record
UUUUGUUUCUUAUUCUUCUUCUUUCUUUUGUUAAGCCACGACUUGAUACUCUUAUUCUCUGUUUUUGAAAGGUACCAAUAAGGGGAGACGCCAUGGCAGAUUACUUUGAGGAAGAGAGUUCUUAUGAAUCAAGCCAAGGCUCCGAUCUUGAUGAAGCCGACCAAGCUUGGUCCGAUGAAGAGGAUGGCUGUGAUGGGUCAUGUUCUGAUGAUAACUACUCUAUGUCAGAGUAUGGAGAUGACCCUGCUGAAGCAUAUCCUGAACCAGAGCCACCUGAUUACUCACAUGGAGAUACCAGCUACCAAGGAGAGUAUGAGGGAGAAACUGAAUCAAAUAUCAGUUUCAAUAAAGGAGAUGAAUGCCAUGGAGAAGAGACAGAAGGUGAUGAUCCUGAAGCUGACCAGGAAGGCUCAUGGCAAGAGGAAGCUGAUUCUGAAAUCAGUUUAGAAGAGGCAAAUGAGCAUGAGGAAAAUUUCCCUAAAACGGAAGAAGUCUAUGAAGAUGUUGAUGGAGGAGAAGCAAGUUUCCAAUCUGUUAAAGAAGAAGUUGGAGACGAAUCUCAUGCUGAAGGCAUACCCUGGUGUGAAGUACCUUACUCUGACCAGGAGGAUGAGUACCAAGACGAAACUGGCUCACAAACCAGUGUAGGAAACUCUGAGAAAAACUAUGGAGGAAAGCCAGACUCACAACAAGACGUUGCUGAAGAAGAAGAGGCCUUAAGUGAGGCUGGAAGAAAUGAUGAUCAACCUGGUUACGUCAUCUUUGCAGGCCAUCAUCAAGGACCAGAAGCAUACUUGUGCUGGGAGAAAGAUAUGGAACAUUGGUUUGAUUCUAAUCAAGUCCAUGAAGAGGAUAAGACAACCAUUGCCGAAGAUACUCUCACUGAAGAUGCCUUUAGAAAGUGGGAACAAGAUGCUUAUUGGCGACUUGCCUAUGAUGAACCAGAAGCUACUUGGCAAGAAAUGAAAGAACUCUUGUAUGAAGAAUAUGUGAAAGGAGCUGGAGAUGAGCUGUUGAAUCAGAUACGGGUCUAUACUAAUCUUGAACCAAGGCGGCUGAUAUUGGCAAAAAGGCCAAAUCGAAAGGCUAAGCUCAAAAAUGCUCACGACCUAAAGCUACACCAGGAGUCUACACUCAUCAUCAAGGGAGCAACCGAGCAUACAACAGCAGCAAGGGUAAGUGGCGUGCAAGGAGUUCCAACUCCACAAGCCAAAACUCGAGAGAUAAGUACAAAGCCAUUGCCUAAGUUCCAUGAGAAUAAGAAACCAAGUAAGUCUUCUAAAUCUUCAAAACCAGUAGAAUUCAUUUGCUAUAGGUGUCAUGAGAAAGGCCACUUUGUUGUAACCUGUCCAACUAGGCUAGUAGUGACUUCUAAUUCACUAGAAGUUAACUUGGAUUCAACUAGUGAAGUUAUAUCUCACUUAGUAUGUAAAUUUCCUACUUCUGGUAUAAUGCACUUGUCUUGCCCAAAGGCUGAUUAUGCAGGUCUAAAUAAGGACCAGGAGGACGUGGUUUCAAGGUUAAAACAAGAAGAAAUCAUCCCUGAACCAGACCCACAAGAAGGACUUAAACCAGCCACUAGAAAUCCAUUGAAACUAGUAGAUUUUUCGGUCCAAGCACAUGAGGAGUCCCAAAAGGUGUGACACAGUUACAUCAUUUAGCAAAGGACCUAUGAAGCAAAAGAAGGUGAUUUUAAAGAGAGAUGACAAGGCACCACCAAAGGAGCCAUCUUUGCUUAAACACUUCUCUGGAAAAGAUGGCACUACGACCAGUAGCAUCUUACUUCAGGAAGAACCCCCAGACCAGUCACCAAACAGACAGGCCGUGACAUUGGAUGCACCAAUCAAGUUUCCAAAUCAGGUAAGUGCAACUAUCCUUUGUUCGAUAAUCAAUUAUUUGGAUAUUAUGCAUACUGAUUUAUUAUGCCCUGAUAAGUUUGAAGAAAGACUAGGAUGCUUAGAAAAUUAUGUAGAACAUAAUCCUUGUCUUAGAUCCCACUUAGACAAAAGCAAGAAAAAUUUUUAUCUACUGAAAUUGGAACUCAUCAAACCGAUUUAUAUGUUGAAUAUCCCAUGACUGCCAUAACACACUUGUCUUUUGCCAAAGAAGUUGAGUUUAUGACAGGAACAAACGUUGAAAAUUCUGGAGAUAUUUCCAAGGCUAAGUUCACACCAGGCCGGACCAGAGGGAUUAUCCUAUCCUAUCUGUUCAAAGAAGAACCACCAGAUGCACCAUGCAUCACUAAAUCAAAAUCCAACCAAGGUAUGACCUUAGACUCCCAAAAGAGGAUGAAAGCUGACUUGCUCUAUCUUGGUGCAGGUUAUACAGUUUCGAGGUCGAAACCUUUUCAAGGGGGAGGGAAUGUUACAGGCACAGAAACCGUACCUGAACCAAAGCUCAGCCAGAUAAGCAACAACUGCCACAACUGCCUCAAUAGAGCUACCCACGACCAAGGGUCAUUCAAAGAAGUGCAUCUUAACAACCAUAAGGAAUUAUGGCAUGAAACAAAUUUUCACAGAAGGCCAGCUCAACCAUUCAUCACUGGAGCUUGGAAUUACAGAAAAUCUUCACGGAGGAAGAAGUUAUGAAUUUUAUAAGUUGGAGGUUUCCCAGCCCGUUCAGUUGCGAGUAUCAGCCUUUAGAAGAGGAUUUCAACCCAACCAUGAAGUGGCUUUCCCCAGAUUCAAGCAUGGGCUUCAAGAGUAGUGUCUUAGCUUUCCAGGAAGCCCAAAAUCAGAAGAAUUGGUCAAGGGAAAACCAAGAUGCAAUCAAUUUCCUAAACCCGGCCAAACCGACAUCAAUUUGGGAAAGUUUCCAACCAACUCGAUUUGGUCUAACCCAAGCCUAUCCAUGGAAACCAGGAGAUACUCUAGACCAUGCAGAAGACACCCAAGACGUCCAUAGAUGCACCAGCACCCAGAGGAUCAGGCGGAUUCUCCUUACCAUCUACUUUCCAUAUCCGGCCACACCAUAUGCAUUCAAGGAAAGUUGUCUCCACUUAAUGAGCAAGGACCAACGGCUCUAUUCCUUUGAACCAGAAGAAACCAAGAUCCUUAAGAGUUUAAUCAUCAGCCAGAGACUCCUAUUUCGUGGAUACUUCUCCAAGAUAUCAAGAUACAAGAUCAGUCUACUCCAAAGGCAACAAAUCAGCCUAACGGCUAGUUCUCAUGGAGCCAUCAAAGCCAUUGACUCCAAGCAUUUUAUUUCGAUUUAUUUUCUUUCCUUAGUUCAUUUUCAGACUGUUAGAGAGUCCUUGGUCGAGCCUAUAAAGCUCUAGUCUUUGUUUCAUUGUAAAGCACCCUUGAUCAUUUUUAAAGUAAUAAGGAAUCAUUUUCUUUUAAA